Molecule: messenger RNA, 2213 nt
Organism: Rubroshorea leprosula
Lineage: Eukaryota; Viridiplantae; Streptophyta; Magnoliopsida; Malvales; Dipterocarpaceae
Source: the annotation of a GenBank genome assembly
UGCCAAAGAUAAACAUUACUGUCCACCUUCUUCUUGUGGAAAUAAUUCGAAUAUUAGCUACCCUUUCAGAUUAAACACAGAUCCGCCAUAUUACUGUGGAAUGACUGCAGAUCCAGUAUAUAAUCUAUCCUGUGAGAACAACCUUACAGUAUUGUACUCUGAUCAAUCAAGAAAAUUCUACGUGAAAGCAAUCAAUUAUGACAAUCAAACAAUUCGAGUUGCUGAUGCUAGUUUUGAAGAAGGGAGCUGCUCCAUACCUCAAUAUUCUUGGAACGCCUCUAACUUCUCAACGUUUUCACAAGAUUAUUCUUAUUAUUAUUAUUAUUAUUAUUAUUAUUAUGCCUAUGAUGUUUAUUUUUGGGAGGAUGUUCUUUUCAUAAGUUGUGGAAAUCUUGUAAGUGAUCCUCUUUAUGUGGAAGCUCCUGCCUGCAUCAAUGACAGCUCUUUCUCCACACCUUAUAGGCCUAAAUCUGAAGGCAAAAGGUAUUAUUAUGUGAAAAUUGGAAGGCCAACUCCACUUGAGUUAAAACCAUCAUGCCGUAUUGAGCUAAUGGCACUUACACCUUUCAUACGGAAGAAGAAUUACGAGAACCUCUCCUACCUGGACAUCCACCAUUGGUUAGCGUAUGGAAUUGAGUUGUCGUGGAGAGAAGCUUCGUGUGGAAAGAGGCAUUUUUACCGCAUUAAUGACGCAAACCACUGUGUUUCUUAUUUUGGUGCUGCAUAUCUGGACAACCCAGUUUACAAGGUUGUCAGGACAGCUGUAUAUCGGCUGGCUGAUUAUUUACCUGGGUUCCCAUUGCCCUACAUAUAUAUAAAUAUCAAUGUGGCUGAUUAUGUGGGAGUUAUUAUUGUGUUUUGUUCAGCUAUUGUUUGGUUUUUGAUCUUAUGGCAUGGAGCAAUAGCUAUUCUUGGAAUUCCAAGUUUCAUCAUAUUUUUGGCCUUCAAAUGGAGGAGAAGGCAUUUAUCCAUGUAUAAUUCUAUUGAAGAAUUCUUGCAAAGCAACAAUAAUCUCAUGCCUGUAAGGUAUUCUUACUCAAAAAUCAAGAAAAUGACCAAUGGUUUUAAGGAGAAAUUGGGUGAAGGAGGUUUUGGUCAAGUUUACAAAGCAAAGCUGCAGAGUGGUCGCUUUGCAGCAAUAAAGAUAUUGGGCAAAUCAAAAGCUACAGGGCAAGAUUUUUUCAAUGAAGUUGCUACCAUUGGAAGAAUUCACCACAUCAAUGUGGUACAAAUGAUUGGCUUUUGCGUUGAUGGAUCAAAACGUGCCCUUGUGUAUGACUUCAUGCCUAAUGGUUCUCUUGAUAAACAUAUUUUCUCUGCAGAAGGCAAUAUUGCAAGUUUGGGUUGGGAAAAUCUAUACAAGAUUUCUCUAGGAGUGGCUCGUGGAAUUGAGUAUUUACACCGAGGUUGUGAUAUGCAAAUCUUGCAUUUUGAUAUCAAGCCGCACAACAUUCUUUUAGAUGAGAACUUCACUCCAAAAAUCUCAGAUUUUGGUCUUGCAAAGUUAUAUCCAGCUAAAGGUAACACUGUGCCCUUGACUGCAGCAAGAGGAACUUUUGGAUAUAUGGCACCUGAGCUGUUUUAUAAAAACUUAGGAAGUAUCUCUUACAAAGCUGAUGUAUAUAGUUUUGGUAUGUUAUUGAUGGAAAUGGCAAGCAGAAGAAAGAAUACGAACCCAUUUGCGGAGCAUUCGAGUCAGAUCCACUUUCCUUCAUGGGCAUCAGGGCAAUUGAACAAAGGAAUGGAGCUAGAAAUAAGAGAAGCCACGAAAGAUCAAAAAAGAAUUGCAAAGAAAAUGAUCAUUGUAGCGUUGUGGUGUAUACAGAUGAAGCCAAUUGAUCGCCCUUCAAUGAACAAAGUCAUAGAGAUGCUUGAAGCAGAAGUUGAGAGCUUACAAAUGCCUCCCACCCCUUUCCAACUUUAUCCCCAUGCAACACAAGAUGAUGUUACAGAGAAAACCUCCCUCACAGAAUCUACUAGUUUCUCUUCAUGCAAUGACAUAGAGAUUGAGUCCAUUAGUUUACUUGGAAAUGAAAAUUAAGUGGGAUGGUAAUGAAGAAGCUUGUAUUUGUAUUAGAUUUGCUUCCUUUACAGCAUAACCAAGGCAAUGAAUUUGGUGUUGCACUAGUAUGUUUGGCAUCCUAAUAGUUAUGUAUAUUUUGAAGUGCAUGAACUAGUUCUAAUUAUUUUGCCUAUAAAAUCAAUUGAAGAAU